This is a messenger RNA of Brassica napus (rape), 712 nucleotides long. Its product is annotated as oleosin Ara h 11.0101. Gene Ontology annotation, cellular component: monolayer-surrounded lipid storage body; extracellular region; membrane. Bases 56 to 406 code for a protein of 116 amino acids. Gene Ontology annotation, biological process: lipid storage; sexual reproduction. The record is from RefSeq and is a predicted model, not a curated record. Lineage: Eukaryota; Viridiplantae; Streptophyta; Magnoliopsida; Brassicales; Brassicaceae. The transcript has 2 exons.
CCCACCAACAAGCCACAACCAUUCAAUCACAAUUAUCUCCGCCGGUUAUCAAAAGAUGUUUGAGAUUAUUCAGGCGGCUAUCACCGGUGGGGCUGCACUAGCUCUCUUGGUACUCGCAGGUAUAACCCUUGGCGGCUCAGCCGUGGGAUUAGCCGUAACCACGCCGCUUUUUGUCAUUUUCAGUCCGAUUCUCGUGCCAGCAACUAUAGCCACCGCUUUGCUAGCUACGGGUUUCACGGCCUCCGGCUCCAUUGGUGCCAUGGCUAUUACCAUCUUCAUGUGGCUCUUCAAGAAAAUAACGGGGAAGAACCCGCCAAAAAUUCCAUUUUUGACCCCGAAAAAUCCAACUACGGAAGGGGGAGAAAAGGAGGAUAAAAAAAAGGAAAAAGAAAAAAAGGAUGAGUAGGCCCUUUCGUACUAUGGGAUGAUAUAUGGAGGAACUUGAUGAUACUUAGUUAUUUUGGGGUUGCUUAAAUAAAACCAAAGUUUAUCCAUUAUCUCUUUAAUUAAGUACUACGUACUGAUUAUAUGCGGAUGUCUGUUCUCUUGAUGUAUAUCGUGUUAGGAAAUUACAAUACAUGUACUCGAUUGUGGUGUAUAUUCUAAAAGAAUGAAGUGAUAUCAUUGAGAUUACCAUAGAUGAGUGUUAGCAAGUUGUAUUACUGAGUCAUUCGAAUAAAGCAAUUAAGCAAGCAUGCUUGUUUCUAACGUA